CAAAGAGUUGUGCAGCAAGAGAAGAGCGCAGCAAAGGAAGCAGCAGGAGAACUCAAAACAAAGCAACAACACAGCAUCCUAAACAACAACAACAGCAACAUGUCAGACGGCAUUGAAGUUGAACAAAUCGUUGAGAGCAAGCCGCGAAGGAUGCCCAUGGCUACGUCACUGGAUAAGGAUGCCAUACGCGAGGCGUAUGAGGAUGUGCGCAGCGAUCUCACAGAUACGGAGUGGUCGGUGUUCAAGUUUGAUGGCGCGCAAAUCGUUGUGCAUGCCCGUGGCCAAUGCUUCGAUGAGUUCCGUCAGCAGUUUGGGGAUUCGGAGCGCGCCUUUGGCUACAUACGCAUACAGAUGGGCGAUGAGAUGUCCAAGCGCAAGAAGUUCAUAUUUCUGACGUGGAUUGGCCAAGAGGUUGGCGUCAUACAGCGUGCCAAAAUGUCCACGGACAAGGCGAUCAUCAAGGAUGUGCUCAAUAACUUUGCCGUUGAGCUGCAAGCGGGCGUGGAGGCCGAACUGGACAUUGAGCUCUUCCGCGAGGCUCUCAAUCGCGCCGGCGGAGCCAACUAUGGCACUGGCAUUCGCGACAACUGAGCGCAUGUUCCAAUUGCUGCUUAACACUAUUAUUUUUAUAAACAAUUUUUUUUUGUGCACCUUCUCUUCAAUUGCUGACCUUAAACCUGCUACUACAAUCCUUCUCUUUUUUUACUUAAUUAUUAUGAAUUAAU
This is a messenger RNA of Drosophila busckii, 725 nucleotides long. RefSeq names its product coactosin-like protein. Bases 100 to 591 code for a protein of 163 amino acids. Gene Ontology annotation, biological process: regulation of actin filament polymerization. The record is from RefSeq and is a predicted model, not a curated record. The transcript has 3 exons. Lineage: Eukaryota; Metazoa; Arthropoda; Insecta; Diptera; Drosophilidae. Gene Ontology annotation, molecular function: actin filament binding. Gene Ontology annotation, cellular component: actin filament; plasma membrane; cortical actin cytoskeleton.